Molecule: messenger RNA, 465 nt
Organism: Aphanomyces astaci
Lineage: Eukaryota; Oomycota; Saprolegniomycetes; Saprolegniales; Verrucalvaceae
Exons: 2
Coding region: 1-465 (154 amino acids)
Source: RefSeq, a predicted model, not a curated record
AUGAGCGUGCUGGCGACGAGUUUGUUGGCCGGGUUGUUGCAGGGCUACCACUCAACCAAGCCAAUUUUGCUGUCCUGCCGCCGCAUUUUGUCGACAACAACAGCGACGCUGCGUCGCCGCACUGGAUGUCACGUUCCCCACACUGUCCAAAGUAGCCUCAAUGCGUGGCAUCCGGCCUCGCUUGUGUGCCACUUCGAUUACGUGGUUGAUACCCUUCCGGCCAAACACAUCGUUUUUGGCACGCCCAUCUUCCGCCAACCCCUGAUGCUCGAAGCGCUCAAAGCAGACAAACCAGCGGCUGCAACCAUCUGGCAUCCCACCACGAACCUGCAUUACGCCGGGAAGACGAGCAAAGUCAGCGAGUUACGUUUCUGUAUUCGUGGGGCGGACGGAUGCACAAGCUUCCAGAGGGAUUUGAAUUCCCCCCCUCCGAGACAGCAACAGCUUAGUCACUUUGGUGGCUAG